GUGUUACUCAGGUGUGUUACUCAGGAGCUGGGAUCAUGGAGCUAUUUAUGAGGAUCUGAGAGUUGUAAAAGUACACAAAAUGUGUAAUAUAUAAAACAUGAAUGAACUCAAAAGAGAAGCCAGGGACGCUUACACCAUCUCAGCCUUUCACUAUUCCCAACCCACCUGAGCCACGCGACAGAGAAGGGCUGAGGGGGUUCUGUGUAGGAGAUCAGUGGGAUUGGGAAACACUGACGUAGAGCACAGCGGUGUGUAUCAGCGCUUCAGCACUCAGUCCCAGUGCGUCCUGCUCCAGACGCACAAGUCCCACACGAGCUGCUCCUUCCGGAAGGCGCUCAGCAGUCCCAGCACUGCUCUCAGAGUCCCUGGCAGGGCUUUUUCCAGUCCCUGGCAGUUUCUUCCCUGGCUUGAGCCCUUUCAAAGUCUCGUCUUUUGGACUUUACGGUAUGCUGGGAGCUGUGAAGAUGGAAGGACACGAACACUCGGACUGGAGCGCUUAUUACGCAGAGCCCGAGUGCUACACUCCAGCAGGAAACAUGAGCACCGGACUGAAUCCAGUGAGCGCCUACAUGAGCUGCGCGAGCGGCGUGAACGUGCCCUACAUGCACGCGGGACUCGGCCACCCGGCUAGCGGCACGUGCACGGGGAUGACCCCUAGCGCGAGCCCGACCUCUGCUCACGCCCUGGCCGCUUCCUACCCGAGCCUGAACUCGAGCGCGUGCGGCCAGGUCACCGGCAGGCCGCGCGAUCCCAAAGCAUACAGACGGAGCUACACGCACGCCAAGCCGCCCUACUCGUACAUCUCACUGAUCACCAUGGCCAUCCAGCAGUCCUCAUCCAAGAUGCUGACGCUGAACGAAAUCUACCAGUGGAUCAUGGACCUGUUCCCGUUUUACCGACAGAACCAGCAGCGCUGGCAGAACUCGGUCCGCCACUCCCUCUCCUUCAACGACUGCUUCCUCAAGGUGCCCAGAUCACCCGAUAAACCGGGGAAAGGCUCCUUCUGGACUCUCCAUCCCGAGUCGGGGAACAUGUUCGAAAACGGAUGCUAUCUGCGGAGACAGAAACGCUUUAAAUGCGAAAAGUCUGCGGACAAACCCACGGAGUCUGACACCGGCAAGAAACCGAACAGCGACAAAGAAUCGUCACGACUUGAAACCUCUCCGACUAAAGACAUGAAAAGUUCCGAUCUGAAAGAUGCUGCUAUAAAAGCAACGCAGGCUCAUCAUCAGGACCAUCAUCUGGAUGAACAUCACAAUCACCAUCAUCAUCACCAUCAUCCUCAUCCUCCUCAUCUUCUGUCUCAGCAUCACCCGGGGCUCGUGCACGACUCGCAGCUGAAACCGGGACACCACUCCUACUCCUUCGACCACCCGUUCUCUAUCCACAGCCUGAUGUCCUCCGAGCAGCAGCACCACAACAAAGUGGACAUGCUGAAGCCCUAUGAGCACGCCAUGCACUGCUCCGGCGGAUACGGAUCCCCAAUGACUGGGCCACCGAUGCCCCCCAUGAUGUCAGCUCGAGCGGGUGUGGAGCCCUCAGCUCUCCCCUCAGAGUAUUCCUACUACCCGGUAUCCGCGUGCACCAACAGGGCAUAAAGAAUAUUUCAAAUGUACAAGUGCAGGUGAACUCAGAUGCCCCAAUAAUAAUAAUAAUAAUUAUAAUAAUAAUAAUAAAUACUCUCAAGUCAAGCACGCGUUUUAAAAAAGGUUGUAACUACUUGCUAUCUACUUUCUGCAAAUAUAAGUGCGCACAAAAAUAACAAUACAGACAAAAUGGUUGCAAAAGGAAGGACUUUUCUUUUACAGCUGCAUGAACUCAUCUUAUCUUCUUACUCCAAUGAGCUUCUGCUUUCUACCGGAAAUACAAUUUUCUUCCAUUCUGUUCAGGAUUUUAUCAAGGAUCACAGCAUAUAUACAACACUUCCAUAAAUCCUUUUUUCAUGAAAGAAAAGAAAAGAAAAGAAAAGAAAAAACAAAUAGAGGAGAGUGUAGUGGUGUACUUUAUGUCCUGUUUGUACUACUGUAAUUUAUAAUUUUGAAAUUUGAUUGUGUAUAUGAAUGUAACCUAGUUAAGAUAUCAUUAUUAAAUUUCGCACUGAAGUAUGA
Molecule: messenger RNA, 2108 nt
Organism: Pangasianodon hypophthalmus (striped catfish)
Lineage: Eukaryota; Metazoa; Chordata; Actinopteri; Siluriformes; Pangasiidae
Product: hepatocyte nuclear factor 3-beta
Exons: 2
Coding region: 447-1598 (383 amino acids)
Biological process (GO): anatomical structure morphogenesis; cell differentiation; regulation of transcription by RNA polymerase II
Molecular function (GO): DNA-binding transcription factor activity, RNA polymerase II-specific; protein domain specific binding; transcription factor binding
Source: RefSeq, a predicted model, not a curated record